Messenger RNA from Pangasianodon hypophthalmus (striped catfish), 2404 nucleotides. RefSeq names its product SLAM family member 5-like. The transcript has 5 exons. NCBI's taxonomy places the organism in Eukaryota, Metazoa, Chordata, Actinopteri, Siluriformes, Pangasiidae. The record is from RefSeq and is a predicted model, not a curated record. Bases 227 to 1066 code for a protein of 279 amino acids.
GGUAAUCCUUUCAAAUCUCUCACAACUGAUAUUUUCCUGCUAACAUUACAUAUUUCCCAAUGGAAAGAGAGGUGAUGUACUGCACUCACAAAAUGUUUCCAACUAAAGGUGGAGACAUUCUGCCAUGUUUACUGCACAUCUAAGUUUAAGUUGUGCUCUUUGUCUUAACACCCCUCCACCUCAAAACAGAAAACUGAAGCCAUUUCCUGGAAUUUUUUGAAGAACGAUGAACACCAAAGGCAGUGUUACAAUCUUAUUCCUCUGUCUCCUGACUCUAUUGACCUUAACAGACUGUAGCAGAUGUCACACCAAUAAAUUAGAAGGGGACAGUCUCACCUUUAAACUGACUGACACGCAGCUUAAGGAUAAUGAUCGAUUCACUAUAAAAAAAGAUGAUAAAAUAGUAGUACCCAAAAGGAAUAGGAAACAAAAGGGACCGGGGAUUGUGAAAGAUAAGUUCCUGGAGCUUCAACCUGUGAAACUGAGCGAUUCUGGGACAUACAAUGUUGAGGUUUUUGAUGUGAACGGCAACACAUUAAAAUCUUACUCAGAAAGCGUCUGUGUUUAUGCAAAAGUCCCCAAGCCAAGAGUGACUAUUACAUGUCAGAAUGAGAAGGUUGACUUCAGAUGUGAUGUUGAAGGUGGCAAAGGUCUAUCUUUCAGCUGGUACAAAAAUGGGGAAGAUAUAAAGAUGAAUGUAUUAAACUUCUCAACAAAUAUCGAGGAGAACAAAUCAAACUAUACAUGUACUGCACAGAAUCCAGUUCAUAAAAGCACAAGUGAUCCAGUGGAAGAAACAUGUUUCAAGUCUGCUACACUCUUUGGCCUUGACUUUUGGAUCAUGGUGGGCAUCUUAGCUGGUGGAGGAGGUCUCGUACUGGUAUUGAUAAUUGUGCUGGUGACUGUUGCCUGUCGUGUCUGUAAACGCAGAGAGAAACAACACCGAGUGGUGUUCCGUCUGAGCAACCUCCAUACCUCUCCACCUCCUGGUUACCAAAAAUCAAAGCACACCACUAGGGGGCGACUUCCACCAAUACCCCAACCCAAGGAAAAUGGCACAAAUUAAAAAGCAUGAAACCGUUGUGAUACUGCCAGGAGAGAAUACACCACUCAGGUAAAAUGCACCUGCAACAUCCUAAGAAACUGGCCCAUGCUGCUGUCUUUUUGCAUCUAGACUAAUGCUACAUUCAUGGCCAAGUGGGAACUGGGAAGUUUCCAACUCCCAAAUUCCCAGUAGGAAAGAUUAUUUUCUUGUGUAAAUGCUUCUAUUGUAAUUCCUACUCAUAUGGCUCUCCAACUCGUAAUUCCUGCUCAGAAAUUCAAAGUUUUUUUAAGCGCUCUGACUUUUCUGAGUUGCAGUUUCAUGAUAUCAUGUCAACGACAUGCUCAUAGUAAAAAGUAAGACCAAAAAAAAUUUAAGUGUGAUUUAAAGGUCUUUUAAAUCUGAGUUUCUGUUUAUAUUUGAAAUUGCUAAAUGCUGGGUGAUACUUUGAUAAUUGAAAUAUUAAUUUGCUUUCUGCAAAGUUUUUUAUAAAUCAAACUUCAAAAUUUCUUUCAUGUAAUUUUAUUAUUAACAGCAACUAACCAAACAACUUUUUAAUCCUAGGUUUUUUAAGUAUAUAGCCUAAUAGUUUUUCUGAUAUGCAGUUACAUAAGCUGCAACGUUGUAAAAUAAACUAAUAAAAAUAGCAGGACAAACUGAUACAAACUAAACACUGAUCUCAUGCACUCAACUCCUCGGUUGAAUUUCUUAAACAUCUUAUUAUUGUAAUUGCUGUAAAAAUUGACUUAUAGAAUGCUACUCAGGCUAACAUCUUAAUAUGCAGUGAAUUUUAUUUAGUCUACUGUGUUCAUACAAUAUUAGAAUGAUAUUAAUGAUGAAUUUGGACAAUAUUCAACUCCUGUUAUUGUAAAUCCAAUUUACUGAUGCCAUGAUGAGUUGUGCUACAAAUACAUAACACUGUAAACGAGUCAUUCUUUUUCUUUCAGUGUUUACAAAAGAAACAGUUUUCCUUCACAAGUACAUAGUCAGUAUGUGUUGGGGAGUUUUGUUUUAUUAAUGUCAAGAAAGCUUAAACAACUUCUGUAAAUUCAGAAACUACCAAUGUUUGAAUUUUUUCAUAUGAAUUUUGUUGGCACAUUAAAGGUGGAAUCAAUCUGGCCUGCUUUAUCUUGGUUUCAUUUAUCACAUCAUUAAAAACCUGCUAUUUUAUCAGUGGUGUGUAGACUCUUUUAUAUCCACUGAACAUCUACAUAAAAGAUGUUUCUUUGAGUUGUAUAACAGUUGUGUUACUUUGCCAGUACAACUGUAAUGAGAAAAUUCUUUUGGUUUCAGUGAAAACUAUGAAGUAGCCUCGUCGAUGAUAUGUGUAAACUUACACUUGAUUAAAAAAAAGCAAAAAUA